CACCUCAUCCUCAUUGCGGAAUCCCCUCGCCUUCCUUUGGCGGGUCGGGAUCAUGUGCAGAGUUGUAACGUUCUAGUUAUAUCCCUCGGGAGUUUUCCCGGCGGCUACGAUGCGAACCGGCCGCAGCGGAUGUGAGGUCCGCUUUCCGAACCGACCCCCGCUUGCUCUUCCCGUCCUCCGUGCCCAGAGUCCAGCCUAUCUUCGGUAGCCCAUCAAUGAUAAAAUGCCCAGCAACGAGCCUCCAAUCUGUGCCUGACUCGCCAGUGAACUCGUCUUUGCAAUUUUCGCGCUCUCCAUCCCCAGUUGUUCGCCCGCGCUCAAACGAGCAUAACGAGAAGCCGCCGAAUCGGACUGGUCUCAGACAAGUGGGGCUGUGAUCUCGCACCAAAGGCCCAGAUAUCGUGCUUGUGAACAGGGCAUCGAGAGGGGAAGGACAGCUUCAGGAGCAGAGACCGCAGCAGCCAUGGCAGAAAGCCAGGAGUUUCAGCAAUGGCAUGCCAGCGACCCCUACCUUGAGCCCCGUUGCUCGCUGGGCGAGGGACCCUACUAUGAGCCGGCCACCAACACGCUGCGCUUCGUCGACAUCAUCAAGAAGCAGCUCCACACCGUCUCGCUCGCCGAGGGGCCCUCGUCGCUCAAGACUCUCCAGUUCGACGAGGCUGUCACCGUCACGGCCGACAUCGACGGCAGGGACCCGCAGGAGGCGCUUUUGAUCGGGGCCAAGCAGGGGCUGGCGGUGCUGGACAGGCAGACGGGGAAGUACGAGUAUGUGACCAAGUUUGGGCAGGAGAAGGCGGAACGGAUCAGGAGCAACGAUGGCACGGUUGAUCCGAACGGGCGAUUCUGGCUGGGGACCAUGACGGACUUUGGCAUGGGACCGUUCCAGCCCGAGGGGUCCCUCUAUCGCUUCGCCCAGGCCGGCACGCCGCCUGAGCGCAUCCUCUCGGGCCUCAUGAUCCCCAACUCGGUCGGCUUCUCCCCGGACGGCCGCACCAUGUACUUCACGCACUCGACGGCGCGCGAGGUGCUCGCGUGGGACUACGACCCGGCCGACGGCAGCCUGUCCAACCAGCGCGUCUUCUACCGCCACGACGGGCCCGGCGAGCCCGACGGCUUCCGCGUCGACACGGACGGCAACCUCUGGCACGCCGUGUACGGCGAGUCGCGCGUGCUCAAGAUCACGCCGGCCGGACAGCUGGUGGGGGAAGUAAGGAUCCCGACGCGCAAUGCCACUUGCUGCGAGCUCGUCGGCGGCGGCGAGCUGGUGAUUACCACGGCGGGGGAUGACGAGGGCGAGGGCGAGAGCAAGCGGCUGGGAGGGUCCGUGUUCAAGGUGCACGUCGGCGCGGAGGGGGCGCCGAGAUACGCUUACAAGCUGGGGAAGUGAGUGAGGUGUUGGGGGGUGAGGAUCACGGUGAGUCGGUGGACAAGCUGAGAAAGUCUGAGAAAAUUCAUCGAAAAUGGACUAACGUUAACCAUCUCUCACCGUGCUACCGUUUAACAAGUCAACCAUCAAUCAUGGGAUACAGCCGGGCAGUCAGAGUGGCCCCAGGAUUCGCGAUGUGAGGAACCAAAGGAGAAGAGGGAGUGUAACGCCCAUGUACAGUACAUACCUUACCUUACCUGUGUAAGGUACGGAUUAUUCACAUCCAGGGCCGGAAUCCCAUUUCACGCUAUGCGGUGAAUCUGCG
Thermothielavioides terrestris NRRL 8126 is the source of this 1691-nucleotide messenger RNA. RefSeq lists its product as uncharacterized. Gene Ontology annotation, biological process: L-ascorbic acid biosynthetic process. The transcript is spliced from 2 exons. Gene Ontology annotation, molecular function: gluconolactonase activity; calcium ion binding. Bases 464 to 1387 code for a protein of 307 amino acids. The record is from RefSeq and is a predicted model, not a curated record. Lineage: Eukaryota; Fungi; Ascomycota; Sordariomycetes; Sordariales; Chaetomiaceae.